CAACCAUCGUUCUGACCCAAUAAAGAGGUCUAAUCUGAAAAAACAAAGAGAACUGCGGUCGUUUCGCCGAAUUGCAGGGAUUGUACAUUAUUGUGUAGAGAAAACUGCGCUUAAAAAAAGAAAUGUUAAUUUGAUCUGAGCCAUGUUUUUGUUUUGGAACUGAGAAGGAAAACAACGUCAGAGAGGAAAGGCCUGAGUAUGAUGCAACGUUUCGCGAAGGGGGAUUCAAAAUCAAGAUACACGGUGUCCUCUCAAUUUUUGAGUCUUCGUGGAUCAUCGAUUUCCGUGAAUCUUAAAAUCAUACAACCUUUGGCCCACCGUAUCCAUACCCAUCAUCUGUCAGCACUUGGUCUGUAACCUUGUAUAUCUUCACAAUUCAAGUACUCGUCUCAGAAGCAAAACCUGCCACUUUCAUUCAGGUAGUGGGUUCCAAACCUUCCCACAUCCCCUCCUGAGCAAAACAAAACUUUUUCAGAUCCCCUCUAAAUCUUUAUCAGUCCCCCUAAACCCAUAUCUACAGUUUUUUAGGCCUCUGUUGAGGUGAAAGGUUUCUGAAUAUCUAGCAAAUUUAUAUACCUCAUAAAUUGUUAAACUUCAGUUUCACCCUUCACUAGUCUCUUCUGCUCUAAACCAAAUCUAUUCAGUCUAUCCAACAUCCUGAUAAAUGCAUCUGCAACCCUGUCCUGUAUAAACCCAUAAUUUAGCAGGGUUAGGAGAAGUGUGCACAAUACUCCACCUGUGCCCAAACCGGUGUUUUAUAAAGCUGUUCCAUAACCUCCCUGUUCCUUUGUGCUGUGUUGAUGAAAAUAGUGCAUCUUUUAAAUGAAACUUUGAUAAUAACUCUGAAGCAUCUUAACUGCCCUCCUGAAAACUACAUGCUGUGAAGAAUCACAAAGUAAUUUCUUGGAGAGGUUGACAUCAGUUAUGCAGGUAAUGUGAUGUUUCCAUCUGAGCUGGUUGAAAAACACCUUCAGGACUGUGAAUGUUGCUCACCGGCUCAGACAAUGGAUUAGAAAGAUUUUGCUGAGACAGAGUUGCUGUGGAGACAAUGAUUCAUUAUUCUGAGGUGCUUGCAGGUAGUCUGAAGCAUGAGGAGGACGGGGAAAUACUGCUCGCAAACCGUGCCCUGAGUUUGUCCUGAUCCCUGAAUAUUUGUUUCCUUAGCCAAAAUCCGUUGGAACUAAUGUCAUUGGUGUACAUGUAGAAAUUAACUUCAUUUUUGGGUAUGUUCUUGAGGGAUGACAUAGACAUAAUAAAGAGCAGGGGGUAGAAUACUGGUUUAUAAACAGAAAGAAAAAUUGCAGUAGUGAUUUUUUUGUCUCUGACUAGAUAGGUAAUAGUAGAACCUAAUUAGUGACCAUAUUAUUGGCUCCAGAAUGUGUGGUAACCUCUGGAUGUAUUUUGCAGUUUCAAAGGUAGACUGAAAUAUUCAGGAAAUAGUUGGUAAAGCUUAAUUCAUAUAUACAUGAGCAAUGUUAUAUUUCUUUUUAUGCCUUCUAGAAAUAAAUCCAUAACCAUUUCCCAGGAUGGAAAAUACUGAAUGUGUUAAAGAAGAGCUUCACACUCAUGUAAAGAAAAAUGAAAGUUCUGAAAAGCCCAGCGUUCAGUCAAGUGAACUUGAUAACAAAGAAGACUCUGACUUUUUGAAAGGCUUGAAACUGGCUUCACAGACAGUGCUAGAAACACUCCAACAAAAUGGUCGAUCUAAAUGUCCAAAGUGCCAGAGUUCAAGGAUGUUUUAUUGCUAUUCAUGUUUCCUUCUGGUAGACGGUGUCAGCUUUGAUAAGAUACCUCAGGUUAAGCUUCCUCUGAAGAUUGAUAUUAUCAAACAUCCCAAUGAGACUGAUGGUAAAAGUACAGCUGUACAUGCAAAACUGUUGGCCCAAGAUGAUGUUAAUAUUUAUACAUACCCAUGCAUGCCAGAAUACAAGGAUAAAACCCAUGAAGUUGUAGUGGUUUUCCCUGGUCCAAAUUCUAUUUCCCUUGAUGAUCUCCCAAAAUACUUACCUAACAUUGCUGACAAGCAAUCUGUUCCUACGAAAUCUUCCAAAAACAUCCUCAGUCACAAGGAGCGCAUUACAUGUGAAGGACCAGCAUUUAAACGUGCAAAAUGUGAAAAUAAUUUGGAUGGAGAAAAUCUAGUAACAGAGCAGGAUCCUGGACAGGUGAAGACAAAUCCGACCCCACUGAAAAGAGUGAUAUUUAUUGACAGCACCUGGAAUCAGACUAACAAAAUAAUUACUGAUGAGCGAUUACAAGAAUUACUUCAUGUUGAGCUAAGAACACAAAAGACACAUUUUUGGCGUAACCAGAAAGGAAAGCCCGACACCUAUCUCGCUACAAUUGAGGCUAUUUACUAUUUUCUAGUCGACUAUCACAGACUGAUUUUAAAAGAGAACUAUAGUGGUGAAUACGACAAUCUACUUUUCUUUUACUCAUUUAUGUACAGGUUAAUCAACAAAGCUAAACAUGCAGCCGGAAAACUGAACUGAACAAUUAGGUGGAAAGUGGUGAUCCUUCUGUAGAUUGACAUUUCUGAGAAAUAGUAUAAAUUCACUUUUCAAAAACUUAA
Messenger RNA from Hypanus sabinus (Atlantic stingray), 2572 nucleotides. RefSeq names its product DTW domain containing 1 (gene dtwd1). Gene Ontology annotation, biological process: tRNA modification. The record is from RefSeq and is a predicted model, not a curated record. The coding region runs from base 1527 to 2492 and encodes 321 amino acids. The transcript has 5 exons. Gene Ontology annotation, molecular function: tRNA-uridine aminocarboxypropyltransferase activity. NCBI's taxonomy places the organism in Eukaryota, Metazoa, Chordata, Chondrichthyes, Myliobatiformes, Dasyatidae. Gene Ontology annotation, cellular component: nucleus.